Trichoderma virens Gv29-8 is the source of this 1839-nucleotide messenger RNA. RefSeq lists its product as uncharacterized. Lineage: Eukaryota; Fungi; Ascomycota; Sordariomycetes; Hypocreales; Hypocreaceae. The coding region runs from base 1 to 1839 and encodes 612 amino acids. Gene Ontology annotation, biological process: regulation of DNA-templated transcription. The transcript has a single exon. Gene Ontology annotation, molecular function: DNA-binding transcription factor activity, RNA polymerase II-specific; DNA binding. The record is from RefSeq and is a predicted model, not a curated record.
AUGGACCAGUUUGGGCCACCCUUCUUCUCCCCCUCAGACCCCUAUGCCGGCAGCCCAUAUGCGAGCCCGGCCGGUGGAGGCUCCAGCUUCCCCGAAUUCCAGUACGAGCUGGGGUCCGACUCCGGCAUCUUCCCCGGCGGCCCCGGCUCUCCCUUUGACGGAGCCGCUCCGUUGCCGCUUCCUCCGGGCACUCUGAGUGAUGCCGGACAUUUCUGGGCAACGGAGGUGCAACAGCAGCCGCAGCAGUCACUGCAAGACACUACCAGGAGCCUCAACGCCAUCGACGAGUUCUUCAUCAAAAACGGCGCCCAUCGGCCACCUGUACCCUGCAACUACUGCAAACGCCUACGGCUCCAGUGCCUCAUCCUGCAGACGACGGAGGCAAACCCAAACCCCGUCAGCUCUUGUUCUAGUUGCGUAGCCCUCUACCGCGAUUGCAGUCUUGCUGAGCGGAGCAAGAGAGAAGCCUCUGCCUACGAAACUGUUCUCCCAGUCAUUGGUCAUCUGCACGGCGUUUGCGAAGAGGUCGACGAUGCCACCACCCGCGAGGGGACGACGCAAUGGCGCAUCGAGCGAGAGGCUGCUCCAACGGCAACUCGAUCAUCGUCCGUCUCACAUAAGAGAAACAGCACUCGGUCCGUCAAGAAGACUAGGGUCCUGAGAAACUGGUUCGCCACUCAUCAAGAGCAUCCGUAUCCAUCCGAAGACGAAAAGUCUAUGCUAUCCGAGCAGAGUGGCCUCAGUAAGACGCAGGUUAUCAAUUGGUUCGCCAAUGCUAGGCGCCGUCAUCGUCUGACCGCCCAGUCGCACUUCAACAACAGCAGUAAAGUGUUUCUGCAAGGAUCUCCUAUGCCUCAGACAUUCCUGAGUGGCAUGUCACCGAUGGAGCGCUGGAGACAUUCUCCCCCAAAUGAGGAACCGGUCUCGGCAUCGGCCAUCGAGAACGCCAUCUCUAACCAGGGUGACGAGGGAGAUGCUUACCUCUACAGCUUCGACGGCAAUUACGGCACCGACGGCGCCCCUUCCUCGGCAAGCAGCGAGUCAGCCGUCUUCAACCAGCACCCUUCAGGUCACUACGAGGCCUCCUCCAACUCUGGAUCGUCUGCCUUUUCCUUCUAUCAAUCCGACGACCCGGGCAUCUUCUCUCUAUCAGCACACAGCUCCAUCCAUGGUGGCGACGGCGAUCUGAUGGCUGGCUCAUCCAAUGCAAGGGCUGCUAGAGGAGCCGCCGCAGAACGAGGAAAGGCCCACAUGUUUCAGUGCACCUUCUGUCGCCAAAGCUUUAAAAAGAAAUAUGACUGGGUGCGCCACGAGAGAUCCAUCCACUUACCUGGCCUCGACUCUUGGAUAUGUAAAGUUCCCCUGCCAGAGGAACAGUCACAUCUUGUUUGGCGCGUGAAUCACAGUGAGCCCGAAUGCAUCUUUUGCGGUCAGGCGUCGCCAACGGAGGAGCAUCUGCAAGCUCACGAGUUUCAGUCCUGCGCAGAGCGUCCUGUGUCAGAGAGAACAUUUACUCGAAAGGACCAUUUAUGGCAACACCUGCACAAGUUCCACCGCUGCCGGAAGUGGGACGGAUGGAAACCGAAUCUCCACCUCUUACAGCAUCGGCAGGACAAGUACGAGAGCGUGUGUGGCUUCUGCCAGCUCAAGAUGCAUAGCUGGGACGAGAGGGUCCAGCAUCUGGCAUCUCACUUUCGCCGCGGCGCAACCAUGGUUGAAUGGACUGGCACCGCAGCCAGCAUAACCGGAGAUGCCGUCCGUAAGAUGUCGUCGAGCAAGGCCCGCGCUGCCCCCCUGAGCGGCGAUGAAGCUGAUGCAUCACUUCCACUAUUUUCCUAG